Symbiodinium pilosum is the source of this 514-nucleotide messenger RNA. NCBI's taxonomy places the organism in Eukaryota, Dinophyceae, Suessiales, Symbiodiniaceae. The record is from the annotation of a GenBank genome assembly.
AUGGGCACCUUCCAGAAUUUGGAGGAGGUCACGCCCGUGAACUCUGGGGGCAAGCGUGGGAUCAACUUUGACGGAAGAGGUUGCCUUGUCCUUCCGCAAACUGUUCAGCUCGGGCACGAGUGGACGAUUUCAGUGUGGACCCUGGCUCCAAUUGAUGUCGGUGCUCGCACAUAUCGCGACCUUGUAGACUCGCCGAACUCACAAGAGCUCAUUGCGGUGAUUCUUGCUCGGGGUCGCUUGGGGAAUUACAACAGCAACUCGUUCGUGGAGGGCUUCAACGCGAGAGACUUGACUGACGGCUGGCAUCACAUUGCAGUUGUGGGCCGGCAGCGGAGAAGUACGUACUACAUUGAUGGGUUGCGAAUCGGCUCGAAGAGGUCUCAGGCGCGCGGCACCAUCGGCGUGGUGGGAAACAGCCGCGGAUGUAGAGAAGCUUGGGGAGUCAUGGCCGACUUUCAGAUGUUUGCGGUGGCCGCCGACGAUACCCAAAUAAAGGGGCUCUACGAAUCCGGAG